AGUGGAACGCUCACAAAGGUACACAUCUACGGAAUCACCAGAGCCACUUCCGCCCACACGAAAGAUGGCGGCUCCCUUGAUGGAGAAAUUGUCGGAAUCUUUAGGUUCCCCAGAACCUGCGGUUCGACUGAUUCUGUCCGUUUUAGUCGGGUACCCCUGUGCCCUGCUGUACCGCCACUUCUUCUUCCACCAGCCACCCACUGUCAUUCACCUAUACCACGCCAUCUCCGGACUGUCUCUGGCGGCUUUCAACUUUGGUACCCAGCUCUAUCACUCUGCAUUAUGCGUCCUUGUCCAGUUCCUGAUGAUGAGGCUUAUGGGAAGGACAAUAACAACGGUCCUGGCCAGCUUUAUGUUUCAAAUGACAUACCUGCUGUCAGGCUACUACUACACAGCUACAGAAGAAUACGAUAUCAAGUGGACCAUGCCCCAAUGUGUCCUUGCACUCAAACUUAUCGGUUUGUCAUUUGAUUACUAUGACGGUGGCCAGGAACCAUCCAAGUUGAAUGAGGAGCAGAAGAGGUCAGCCCUGGCCAAAGUUCCCUCUCUGCUGGAGGUUAUUGGCUUCUCCUACUUCUACGGAGGCUUUCUGGUGGGACCCCAGUUCACACUGCGCAGCUACCAGAGGCUCGUCAAAGGGGAGCUCACCGACUGCCCCGGGCAGCCACCUAACAGUGUUAUACCUGCUAUGAAGCGGUUCUCCCUUGGCCUCCUCUGCCUGGUGAUCUACGCAAUAUUUAGUCCGCACUACCCAGAUAGCUAUUACCUAACAGACGAGUACGACGCCCAGCCGUUCUGGUACCGCUGUGUCUUCAUCCUCAUUUGGGCCAAAGUCAUCCUGUACAAAUACGUCAGCUGCUGGGUCAUAGCGGAGGGCGUUUGUAUACUCUCUGGGCUCGGCUAUAAUGGGCUGGGUCAGAAUGGCGAGUACCAAUGGGACGCCUGCGCAAAUAUGAAGGUGUGGACGUUUGAGACCACACCCCUUUUCACAGGCACCAUCGCCUCCUUCAACAUAAACACCAACGCCUGGGUGGCCAGGCACGUGUUUAAGCGGUUGAAGUUCCUGGGCAAUAAGCUCCUCUCUCAGGUGACCGCACUUGCGUUCCUGGCCAUCUGGCAUGGCACACACUCUGGAUACCUCCUCUGCUUCUCCAUGGAGUUUAUCAUCGUAAAUGUGGAGAGACAGGCCCAAGCGCUGGUGAGGGACAGUCCCCUGCUGACCCGCCUGGCCAACAGUUCCCUCUACCCCCUCAUCUACCUGGUCCAGCAGUUCAUCCACUGGCUCUUCAUGGGCUAUCCUCUGGUUCCCUUCUGCCUCUUCACCUACGACAAGUGGCUCAGGGUGUAUUCGUCCAUUUAUUUCUGCGGCCACAUAUUCUUCUUCACGUUGUAUCUAGGCAUCCCGUAUCUCCGCAAGGUGCUGGUACCUAGAAAAGAACGUAGCGAGAAAAAGGAGGACUAGGAACUACGUUGGGUCUCUGGCUGAAUCUCCACCCAGGAUGUGACUGAAGGGAACUGUGACUUUUAACUAGGAGCGGAUCAGAAAAUAUUUUAAAGCCUUUAAUAUUAUUUGUGUACACAUUUUUCUUUCUAUUUAUUUUAGUGUUUUGGACAGGACGCACGUUUUUUGGGGGACUAGGGAGAUAAAGGUACAGGAAAUAACCAUUAUGAGCCAAUCAUAAUUGUUUUCUUGAUUUUAGAAAACUUGAGAGACUGAAGUCUUGUAUACACAGACUAUUGCACUCGCCACUCACGGGCUCUGGAUCCGUAGGUGGCUCUGUUUUAUGAUCUCUCUUCCUGUUUCAACCCUCCCCUCAAGUCCAUAUACAUGGUGUAUACAAAAUAUCCUAAUAUUGAGUUGCACCCCUCCCYGGCCUCAAUUCGUCGGGCAUGGACUCUACAAGGUGUCGAAAGCAUUCC
Salvelinus sp. IW2-2015 is the source of this 1920-nucleotide messenger RNA. RefSeq names its product lysophospholipid acyltransferase 5. Gene Ontology annotation, biological process: lipid modification; phosphatidylcholine biosynthetic process. Gene Ontology annotation, cellular component: membrane. The record is from RefSeq and is a predicted model, not a curated record. Gene Ontology annotation, molecular function: 1-acylglycerophosphocholine O-acyltransferase activity; lysophospholipid acyltransferase activity. Lineage: Eukaryota; Metazoa; Chordata; Actinopteri; Salmoniformes; Salmonidae.